Ochlerotatus camptorhynchus is the source of this 2519-nucleotide messenger RNA. It is a transcript of the gene Naa35, whose product is annotated as N-alpha-acetyltransferase 35. The transcript has 9 exons. The record is from RefSeq and is a predicted model, not a curated record. Bases 68 to 2365 code for a protein of 765 amino acids. Lineage: Eukaryota; Metazoa; Arthropoda; Insecta; Diptera; Culicidae. Gene Ontology annotation, biological process: N-terminal peptidyl-methionine acetylation. Gene Ontology annotation, cellular component: NatC complex.
CUGAUCGAAUGUUUGGAUGCAAUUUGGGAGCAUUUCGUUCGAAUUUUCAUCAUAGAUUAGCACAAAAAUGGACUCAAAUCCAUUGGAACCCCAGGACUUGAGUAACACUGCUGCACAAUCAAACUUGGACGACGGCGAAGAGUCAUCUCCGUUGGAAGUUGGAAUCCCUGUAAUCCCAUCUGGCGAUGGACCACCGGAUUUAGCGUUCCUCGGCAAUGGCGCUGGGCCACCGGAGAUGAUCCAACGGGAGUGGAAGGAGAUCACGAAGGAAUUUUUCGGCUGCGUCAAGGAGCUCAAACUGGGCGAGCUGAUCCAUGACAACAUGUUCGGGUUGUUCGAUGCCAUGUCAGCGAUCGAGAUGAUGGACCCGAAGAUGGAUGCUGGAAUGUGCUGCAACAAGGAGGCGACUCCGUUGAAUUUCCAGACUGCUGUUGAGGAAGGUAAAAUGAAGCUUGCUAAUCUGGAGAGCCGGGAAUUGAUCGGGAUUAUCGAUGCGACGUAUUCCUGUAUGGUGUCGUGGUUGGAGGGACACUCGAUGGCACAAACGGUGCUAACCUGUCUGUACCUACAUCAGCCGGAUAAGAUUGAGGAUAAGGGAAUGAAGGCUUUUGCUGUUGCAAUCUACAAGCUGAUCAACUUGAUUCGGAACUUUAUUCUGCGGGCGAGGGUCUACGAGGAAGAGGAUUUCCAGCCCAGUAACUACGGGUACGAUAUGUAUAGGGAAGUGACGGAGACGAAGGCGUGCAAUAUGCUGAAGAGUGCGGAGGAGGAUUGGCUGAAGAAGGCCAAAGAUGUCGACGGUGAAAAGGAGAAAGAGGAGAUCAAUGCUUUGGUUAGCCGGUUGAAAUUCACCAGGCUGUUCCUGCAGUGUCUGGUGGCACUGUAUCCUACCAAGCAAAAUACUUCCUGGCAUGUGGGCAAUACGACUGCAAGUGCGGUAACUAAUGUGUCUCCCACAAAAACGGAGAUGAUCGACAUCGUGAAGACGUUGAAUGGAGCACUCGAGCUGACGCAAGUGAUGGAGAAGACAAUUGAGUUCGGAACGCAACCCGCGUCGAGCACCGACAAUCCGAAUCCAAUGGGAUUCUCGAUGAUGGUCAAUCAGAGAUUAUUGCCUCCGACGUUUCCACGAUACACAAAAAUCAAGGAACGGUCGACCUGUAUUCAGUAUCUGGCUGAAUUGAUUCAGCGGUUGAAGCAUGCAUGUAAAAUCGUUCACUGCACCAACUAUCAUAGUGCUUUGAAUUUCUUUAUGGACUUCAGCAAAAAGUUCGGCCCUUGUCUGCUGUCGAGAAGUAUUUUGCAGACCCUGUAUCUACCGUCACACGAUACGGUAUUCGGAACCAAAAAACUAACCGAAGUUUUGAAGGAAUCAGCCAAGGCCUUCAUUGCUCCUCCCGUGUUGCUUGCGGACAAUCCCCUUGCCUCCAAUCCUGCUGCAAUCAACUGCGUUGAUUCGUUCUUCGCGUACAACGAAAAUACGUUUAGCGUGCUGUUCGAGAUUUGCGGUUACAAUCGGGCCCGGCAGCGAGACAAGCUCGGCAUCAUGUUGUCCAACUUUGCGAAUCUUCAGGACGAAGCCGAGCGGGUGGACGCCUAUCUACAUUCGUUGUCGAUGAAGCAUGAAAAUCCUCGUCAGCAUCUGGCGUGCUUCGGAACGUGGGUCCUGUACCACUGCCUGCGGGCAAUGUCCUUCUUCCUGCUGUCCGGUUUGGAGUUGGAAUUGUAUUCGGUACACGAAUAUUUGUACAUAUUCUGGUAUCUGUAUCAGUUCCUGUUCGGCUGGAUAGUGUCAGCUUUGACGCGAGCGGAUACAUUCCUGGUGGAACAGGACUACGUUUUGGAUCCGAAGGGAGCCAAAGGCAAUCAAAAGAAGCCAAAGGUUAAGAAACGAAAAGGCAAAACGGACGGGAAGGAAAUCAUCUUCAAUCAGGCGAUGCAAAACAUGUGCGGAGGGUACUACAAGGCCCUGGGGGGUUUCAUCGGCGAGGAUCGCAUUCCGGAACCACUGCCAAUGUUCGACAACGAGAAGGUUCGCUUCGAGCAUCGUUUCGCACCGUUUGCCACGCUGUCCACCCCGCCGCCGAUGGCCUAUUCGGAUUUCAAACUGAUGAAAACCUACUUGCUCAAGUCGCCGGCGGAGGAACUGUACGCUGCCGCUGCCAAGCACUUCCAUGAGGCUCGCGUCCUGCUCGAGUCCUAUCCGAAUCCGGAUGAGGAGUGGCACGAAAUCGUCAAGGUGGCCAAGAUGAACUUUGUCAUGAUGAACCUGCUGGCCAGUGGACUGAAUCGGCAGUCCAAGACGCCACCGGAAUUUGACUUUUCCUGUCAUCGGUUUUUCCCCAUCAUCAAGCAGCGCAAGUGAGCAGACAGAGGGCUCUGUCUUCGUGUCCUGUGUUCGUUCAAUCAUGUAACCAUCAAUUUAAUUGUGUAGGUACUAUUGUGUCAGUGUGUGGAGUCAGUCUAGAAAACGUACGUAUGCUGUCCGGUAUUAAAGAGGGCAUAGUAAAAUAUCAAAU